Messenger RNA from Scophthalmus maximus (turbot), 1897 nucleotides. RefSeq names its product fibrous sheath CABYR-binding protein. NCBI's taxonomy places the organism in Eukaryota, Metazoa, Chordata, Actinopteri, Pleuronectiformes, Scophthalmidae. The record is from RefSeq and is a predicted model, not a curated record. Bases 567 to 1472 code for a protein of 301 amino acids. The transcript has 3 exons.
AUCACGAGACACUUUUGCAAAAUCAACCUGUGACUCCCAUGAGGUUGUUUACCAGUGUAUCUAGCAUAACCUCAUUUAAAUGUAUACAUUUAACGUAAUUGUAACAAAUAAUUUUUAAAAUGUGUUUCCUGGAGGUAAUUAAAAAAACGUCCUUUUGGGUUAUUCCAUUUAUUAGAAGCUUCUAGAGAUUCAUUCUGUCACAUCAAUCUCUUAAAAGGGUCAAGGGAGCUCACAGGAUACAGUGUAUCUGAGUUACUGUCUUGGGACACUUUAAAAGGAGCAUGAACUGGGGUGGUAGUCUCCUGUAGAACAUCUCCUGAACCUGUGGUGACCGUAGACCUUCCUGUGAUAAACAUCUGGUCGAGGUAAGUGUAAUUUAUUAAUUUAUUUAUAAAAUGUUCUGUGUAAAGCAGAUAUAAUUCUUCUCUUGCCAAUUAUUGUCCUGCUCCCCUACCUCAGAGUCUUUGCCAGAUCUGCUCACCGCUGUGAAGAACCUGGGAAGCUCCACAGUUGAGAUCGCAGCAGCUUCUGUUGGCGAGACGAGUCUGGUGAAAGCUGUCCGACAAAUGGAAGAAGAUGGAAAUGGUUCGGACUCCACACUGGAAAUGGUUGAAGCCGAUGUACUGGAAGCAACAGCAAAGGUAGUAUCGGAGGAAGCAGCCGAUACAGUGAGCAAGGAGGAGCUGAAGUCUGCAGUGGCCAGUGCUGUUGAGGAUGUGGCUGAAGCAGAAGUAGCAGAAGCUCCAUCAAUUGAAGAGGGGAUGACCGAGGAGAUGUCUGCUCCUGCUGCAGCAGAGGAGGAGGAGGAGUUGGAAGCGGCUGCAUUUCCUCCAGAGGAAGCUACCACUUCAGCCCCUGCAGUAGGGAAGGUGGAAGAGAUCAACACUGGGGAUCGGGCAUCAGCCCCCGAUGCUGCUCCCGUGGAAGCAGUCGCUUCUACAGAGGCCUCAUCUGAAGAUGUAGCUGAGGAAGUUACACCUGGUAAGGUGUCUGCAGAAGAGACUGCUCCAGAUGAAGUUACACCUGCCGAAGAGGCCACCACCACUGCAGAAGCUGCCCCAGAGAACGAGACAUCACCAGAUGAGAUGACACCCGCUGCUGAGACACCAGUGGAGGAAGGAGAGGAUGAAGCUUCAGCAGAGGAUGCAGCCAAAGCGGUAUCAACACACAGUGAUGCUGAAGCGGUCUUGGACACAGCUCAGCUGGCUACAGCCUCCACUGGAGCUGACCUGGAAGUUCUGUCAGCUGCUGAACCAGAAUCUUCAUCAGAGACUCCAGCACAUGAUACAAGGCACUGCCACUCCGCUCCUUCAGCUGGAGAGGAUGUGGCGCCACCUCCUGCCUUGGGAGAAGAGCUGGUCAGUGAGGGAAAAGUGUACGUGUCACACGAGGCCAACGAGGCAGUGUCACUGGUGCUGGAACAAAAGCCAGAGGUGUCCGUCUGGACUGUAAAAAGCUGUUCAGUGAUGUAAUAGUACAGUUAAAAAGCCACAGAGACGAUGGUGGUGGUGACAGCCCAGUCAUGACAUGACACAGUGCCUUCCACAUCUCUCGCCUCUGUCAGUCAAGCCCGGAUGAUCGGUGAAAACAACAUGAAGAGAACUAUAGCCGCAGGUUUAACCAACUAACGUCUCCUUCCUGAAAUGUUAUCACAUGAUUUCUAGUCAGUCUCUUUCUGUGUCUGUUCAAUAUGUCCUAGUAUUUUUGUAAAUGAUUCCCAUGAUGUCUCUUGUCCAUUGUUGCAAAGCUUUUCAUGACCAGUGGAAUGGGUGUCAAUAGGCAAGUGGUUUGACGUUAUUGUAAUGGUAUUAGCUAAACAAUAUCUACACAUUCCACCAUGAUCUUGAAGCAGAUGUGCACUUUCAUGUUUUCAGAUGAAAUUAUACCAAACCAGAAA